Molecule: messenger RNA, 16347 nt
Organism: Pan troglodytes (chimpanzee)
Lineage: Eukaryota; Metazoa; Chordata; Mammalia; Primates; Hominidae
Gene: SPATA31H1
Product: SPATA31 subfamily H member 1
Exons: 5
Coding region: 207-16151 (5314 amino acids)
Source: RefSeq, a predicted model, not a curated record
AGCUUUGGCUGUCAGAGUGGAGCCUGUGGACAGCUGCAGGAAGGGGCAGCAGAUGGUACUUUGGGUAUGGCUCAGAGAAGAGAGCUAAGUAGCAUGCACAUUGGCUGGAUGCUGUCAGAUUUACCUUAGGAUGCCCAUUGUGAUGUCAUAUGAAGUCACAGCCUUGAGGCAGAAAACGCUGGCUGAGAAGAGCAUGGGGUUGAGAAAUGGCACCAAUUUGGGGGAUGGACGUCCCACUGCCAUCAGAUAUCAGCCUUCUAUUAUUGUUUGUUUAUUUUAUAUGGGGGCUUUGGACACUGUUUUCCAGGAAUCGGAGCCGGAAGCAGGUGGCAGCCAAGAUAAACUCAGAGACUUCAAAGCAGCAUAGAUUGAAAAAGAUCCAGAAAUUAACAGAUCCACAGUGGGAAGAAAACCUCAGGAUGGGUUGCACUGAAGCUAACCUGACAUGUGUUUCAGAACUCCCUGUGGGCUGGACCCAGGAAUAUAUACUCUGGUCAAUGGAGCGGAGCCUUCAACAGAUCUUCCGAUACCUAGAAAGCGCAAGAUCAAGGCUUAUGGAACAGGAUUUGCCUGAAUCACAGGAUAUGAUUUCUUCCUCUACCACCUCUGUUCUUGUGGCUCAGAAGACUGUUCUAUGCUGUUGUGACUAUAAGAAAGCAAAACAUUCUACUGACCACAGCAUCUCCUUUAGUUCAUCAUGCAAUGACUCCAGUCUGUCUCAUCUUCCUGUCUUUUCUGAAGGAACAACUUGGGAAUUCCAGAGCCAUAGUUUACCUAUUUCCCACAAAAAGCAAUCCUCUGUGUUCAGGAACCAAGGCACAACCCUGCCUCUUUUUCAGCUCUCAGAGCCCCAGAAAUCAAAACUUUUUCAGAAUUUGGCAGAUCUUUCACCCUUACAACCUCAGAGCUCUUUUAUCAACUCUAUUUCUGAACCCCUAAAUAUCUGCAAACAAAAAAGGAAAAAAAAUGAUGACAGAAUGAGCAAGAGUCAUUUGACAUCAGAUCAUGAGCCAAAUUCUGUUUCCAAGGAGAGACCACGACUUCCAAGGUGGGCUACAUUCAAGCUCUCUCCUUCAGUUAGAAGGGAGCUAGAAGGACAUAUGUCUCAGAAGGUUUUUGCUUUGCGGCAACAAACAGCACCUUUACCUUUGAGGAAAUCAUGGGCAAUGCUGAAUUAUAUAACUGAAGUACAAGUAGGAGUUGCUGAAUCAGAGAAACCCCAAACUCAGUUAUCUAUGCCCAUUCAUCAAAACACUGAGCAAAAUAUCAACAACAAAUCCUCAGACCUUCCAUCAUUUCAGCUCCAUGUGAAUGCUGGAGUGGGAUCUGGAUCAAAUAGCACAGAAACAAAACUUUCACAGUCACUUAUCUCAGAUAAGCAGUUACAACCUGGGGAUGGCCCCCAAAUCCUUGGAUUCAAGCCUUUAGUUACAUCAAUGGGCAGUCUACCUCCAAGAAGUUUAGAACUUAAUGUAAUUCAAGAGGAAACUCCUUUACUGAAGAAUGAUCCAAAACAUGUGCUAGAGCUUAGUAUAGAGGAGAGGGUCAUAGGUUUUCCAGAAAAAAGGAUACAGCAGCACAAGACACAAGUGACUAAUGUGGAGUUGACCCCAAGGCUAUCAUAUCAAGUCAAAGAUAGCCUAAAGGUAACUCCAUUGGCACUACUUCGGGUCAUGGAUUCAAUGGGGAUGAUCCCAGAAUCACAUUCAGAAUUUGCGGGUUUGUUCCCACAGCUGCCAAGUCAAGUUGUGAAACCAAUGGAAACCAUGGAAACAGUGAGCAUAACCCCCAAACCACCAAAUCAAGUCAUUCAAUCAAUGGAGGCAGCCCCAAGGUCUCAGCACCAAGUUAUGGAAUCAGAGAGGGUGGCCACAAGAUUACUGAAUCAAGUCACAGAUAAUAAGAAAGUAACUCCUGUAGCACUGCUUCAAGUUAUGGAUUCUAUGGGGAUGAUUAACAAAUCACAUCCACGUAUAGAAUCAGUGGGAACGACUCCAACACCACAAUAUCAAGUCAUAGAGUCAGUGAAAAUGAACACAUUGUUGAACCAUCAAGACACAAAACCAGAAAAGAUGAAUCUAAAGCCACAACAUGCAGUUACGGAAACUGUGGAAAUGAUGCCAGGGCCACAGCAUAAAGUCAUGGAAUCUGCAGGCAUGACCUCAGGGUCACAAAGUCAAGUCAUGGAACAAGGAAAGGCUACUCCAGGGCUAAUAUGUCAAGACACAAAAUCACUGGAAAUGAUCUCAGCACCAUUACAUCAAGUCAUGGGUUAUGUGAAAGGAAUUCCAGUGGCACUAUUACAAGCCAUGGAUUUCAGGGAGAUAAUUCCACCAGCACAGCCACAUGUUAUAGAAUCUGGGGGCUUGACCCCAAGUUCACAGUUGCAAGGUAGGAGAUCUGUUCAUCUGGUCCUACCACCAGAGUUUCAAGAUAUAAACACUGUGGAGCUGACCCUAAGACCGCCAACGGAAGAUACAAAAUCUGCGGAGUUGGCCCCAAAGCCAUGGUUACACGAUGUCAGAUCUGAGAAGGUAGCCCCAGUACUAUUGCUUGAAGAUGUGAAAACUCCUCAAAUGGUAGAAUGUAGGAGGUCAAUUCCUGAGACACAGGUGCAAGGUAUGAAAUAUGGGGAACUGAACAAAGGGACACAAUUUAAGGAAGUAAAAGCUGCAGAGAUGAGCCCCAAACAAAAUCAUGAAGCCACAGAGCCUGAAAGAUUGACCCCAUGGCAUCAAGCCUCAGAAUCUUUAGAGAUGAUUUCCGGACCAGGAUAUCAAGGAAAAGAAGCAAAGUUGACCUCUAACAACUGUCACCAAGUGGAAAAAUCUACUGGGUUGACACAACCAUCUUUAGGAACUAGCCCAGGGCCACUGAGCCAAACUUCAGAAUCUGUGGAGAUGAGCUCAGUGUCAUUCCAAGACAUUCUCAAGACAAUGCACCAACUUGGAAAAGCAAUGGGGGAAACUCCAGUAUCACAACACACAACAAAAGAAUCUCUGGAUUUGAUACCAGGAUCAGAAAUGCAAAGUGUGAAAUCAGAGGGGGUGACCACAGAGCCACAGCCCCAUGAUAUGAAGUUUGUUUACUGCAAUCUAGGGCCAUGUUCAGAAGUUACUGAGUUGUCAAAGAUACCCCCUAUGUCAGAAUAUAAAGAAACUGUGGGGUUGGCAUUGCCUCAAGUUGAUAAGACCCAGGGGGUCAUCCCAGUACCACCACAUUCAGAAACAGGAUUUUUGGAGUUGACUCUAGGACCAGGCACUCAAUAUGAGAAAUCAGAGCCACUACUGCAAAAUUUGAAAUCUAUGGAGUUAACCAGUGAGUCAUCUCCAUUAUUGAUAGGAUCUAAAAAGUUAAUUACAGAACAAAAACCACAUGUUAUGGACCUGACCCCAGGGCCACAGCUCCAGGGAGAAAAGUCUAAGCAGCUGGAUCUAGAGUCACAGUUGCAAGAUAUGAAACACAUGAAUUUAAUCCAACAGUCAACUACAGGAGUGGUAGAAUCUGAGGAGAUGAUGCCAGAGCUACCGCUACAAAGUAUGCCAUUGGAGGAUUUGACUAAGAGGGAAGAGUUCCAACGUGUAAAAUCUGUGGAUUUAAAUCUAGGCCCAUCUCAGCCAAGUGUCAAAUCUUCUGGAUUGACCUCAGGGCCACAGUUGCCAAGUGUCAGAUUUUCAAAGAUAUUUCCAGGACCACUUCUUCAAGGCAAAAAACCUGUAGAAUUAAUCUCACAACCCCCACAUUAUGGUGUGAAAUCUGAUGAAUUGACCUCAGAUUCCCCAGUUCAGGACAUCAAAUUGUCAGAUUUUAUCCCAGAGCCAACACAUCAAAGUGUCAAAUUUGUACAGCUGACUCCAGAAUCACAACCUCAAGAUGUGAAAUUUGUGGAACUAAGCCCAGGACUAUUCUUGCAAGAUGUCAAAUUUUCUGAUUUGAUCCCAGAGCCAAAGCAUCAAGGUUUCAAACAUAUGCAGUUGACACCAGGAGCUCAGCUCGAAGAUAUAAAGUCUCUAGAUUUUGUACCAGAGUCAUCUUUGCAGUCAAGCCAAGGGACACAUAUUGAAGAUAUGAAAUCUGUUCUGUCUACUGAAGGAUCACAGUUUCACAGCAUGAAAUCUGCGAAAUCGACCUCAGAACUACCAUUUCAAAGUGUAAAAUCUGAGGAAGUAAACCUAGGGCCAUGGCAGCAAGAUAUCAAAUUUUCUGAAUUGACUUCAAGGCCAAAGCUGCAAGGUGUCAAUUCUGCGGAUCAAACUCCAGGAUCAAUGUUUCAUAGUGUGAAUUUUGUAGAGGUGGUUCCAAAGUUAGGGCUGCAAGAUUCCAAAUUAGCAAAGAUAUUUCCAGGAACUCAAAGUAUGAAACAGGUAGGGCUUAACCCAGAGCUGCAGCGACAAGAUGUCAAAUGUUUUGAUUUAGUACCAGGAACUCAACCUCAAGGUGUGAAAUCUUUAGAGUUAAACUCAGGGCCACAGCUACAAUGUGUAAAAGUUUUAGAGAUGACCCCAGGGCCAAAGAUGCAAGGGGUACCACCUGUGACAAUGGCUCCAGGGCCAGAGGGGGAAAGGGUUAAGCCUGAGUUGUUAGUGCCAGAGCCACUGUUUCAAGGUGUAAAAUAUGUAGCAGGCAACCAAGAACCAAGCCUUGAAGCUGAAGUUUCCUAUAAAUUAGUCUCAGAGCCACAAAUGCCAGAUGCAGAAUCCAUGGAGUUGACUCCUGGGCCACAGUUGCCCAGUGUAAAUCAUUCUGAGUUGACCAGACAACCACAGUUACAAGGUAUUAAAUCUUCUGAAUUGAUACAAAGACCACAGUUACAAAACGUAAAUUCUGUGGAGUGGAGCCCAGUCUUGAAACUUAAAGGUUUCAGAUCUGAAAAGCUAACCUCAGAGCCACAGCUAGAAGAUAUGACAUCUGCGGAAUUAAUCCCAGGGCCACAUUUGGGAGAUGUGAAAACUAUGCAGUUAACACCAGAGCCAGAAUUGGAAGAUGUCAAAUCUAUGACGUUAACCCCAGAGCCACAGGCAGGAGGUGUAAAACUUGAGGAGGUAACCCCGGGCUCAAAGCUUCAAUCUGAGUUGCUGACUUCAGGAUCACAGUUGGAAGAUAUGAAAUCUGUGACCUUAACUCCAGGACCAUGCCUGGAAAGCAUGAAAUCUAUGGAGAUAACUCUAAGUCCACAGCUGGAAGGUGGGAAAUCUGUGGCGAUAACCUUAGGGUCACAGAGAGAAGAUGUUAAAUCUGUGGAAUUCACCCCUGAUUCUGAGCUUCAAGGUGUAAUAUCUGUGGAGUUGACUCCAUGUUCAAGAAUUCAAGAUUUAAAAACUGAGGAGUUGGUCCUAGGUACACAGCUGCAAGAUAUGAAAACUGCUAAAUUAAAACUUGGGCUAAAGAUGCAAGGUGAGAAGUCUAUGGCUUUUGCACCAGGGCCAUUGCUUCAAGGGGUUAAAUCUAUGGAGACGCUUCAAAGGCCUCAGCUACAAAGUGUGAAACCUGAAGAACUGACCUCAGUCCCACAAAUGCAAGAUAUGAAAUUUGUGGAGAUUACUCCAUGUUUAAAGCUUCAAAGUUUAAAAUCUAUAAAGGAGACUCAAGAUCCACAUCUGCAAUGUGUAAAACCUGUAAAGUUGACCCCAUGGCAAAAGAGGCAGGCAGUAAAAUUUGUGAAUAUAACCAGAGGAGAAGAGUUUGAAGAAGUAAAAUCUGUGGAUUUAGCCCUAAAGCAACAGUUUCAAGGGAUGGCACCUGUGGAUUUAACCCUUGAGCCUGAACAGGAUGGUCAGAUAUCUGUAAACUCACAAGAGCAGCAAUGUGUGAAUUUUGAGCAAGUAAAGAAAGGGUCUGAGUCAGAAGGUGUAAUGUCUUUGGAGUUAAUUCCAGAGCCAAAAUCUGAAGGUAUAAAAUCGGUAGACCUCAAGUCUGACCUACAGUCGAAAGGUAUAAAAUCAUCUGAAUUGACUCCAGAAUCAAAUAUGCAAGAUGUAAAAGCUAAAGAGUUCAAACAUGAACCACAGUUGCAAAGUAUGAAAUCUCCCAAGUUGACCCCAGGACCACAGUUGCACCAAGUGAAACCCUUGGGCUCGACUGUAGAGCCACAGAUUCAAAGUGUGAAAAUUGUGGAGUUAAACAAAGAGCUAGAGCUUGGAAGAAUGAAAUCUGUUCAGUGGAUAACAAGACCUGAGUUCCAAGGUCUAAAAUCUGUAGGGUUAAAUCUUGGGUCACAAUCUCGAAGUGUCAAACCUGCAGAAUUGAAACUUUCCAUACAGUUGGGAGAUAUGAUAGCAUCUAAAUUGGUUCUAGAGCCAAAACUUCAAGGUGCAAAACCUAUGGAGUUUAACCGUGGGCCACAGUUGCAGUGUGUAAAAACCUCUGAGUUGUCUUCAGGACCACAGCUGCAAAAAGGGAAAAUGCUAGCAUCCACCUCAGAGCCACAACUUCAAGGUGUGAAAACUGUGGAGUUAAACCAAGACUCACAGCUUACAAGUGUGAAAUCUGUGCAGUCGAUACCAGGACCUGAGUUCCAAGGUGUAAAAACUAUAGGGUUAAAUCUUGGUUCACAAUCUCAAGGUGUCAAACCUGGAGAGUCGAAAUCUUCCAUAGAGUCAGGAGGUGUAAAGUCAUCUCAACUGACUCUAGGGCCAAAACUUCAAAGUGUAACAUCUAUGGAGUUUAACCUUGGGUCACAGUUGCACUUUGUGAAAGCUCCUGAGUUGUCCCAAGGACCACAGCUGCAAAAAGGGAAAAUUCCAGCAUCGACCUCAGAGCCAUAUUUUCAAGGUGUGAAAACUGUAGAGCUAAACCAAGACUCACAGCUUGGAAGUGCGAAAUCUGUGCAGUGGAUAUCAGGACCUGAGUUCCAAGGUGUAAAAACUGUAGGGUUGAAUCUUCGUUCACAAUCUCGAGGUGUCAAGCCUGCAGAGUUGAAAUCCUCCACAGAGUCGGGAGGUGUAAAAUCAUCUGAAUUGACUCUAGGGCCAAAACUUCAAGGUGCAAAACCUGUGAAGGUUAACUUUGGGCCACAGUUGCAAUGUGUGAAAACUCCUAAGAUGUCCCGAGGACCACAGUUGCAGAAAGGGAAAAUUCUGGCGUCAACCUCAGAGCCACAGCUUCAAGGUGUAAAAGAUGUGGAGUCAAACAAAGACUCACAGCUUGGAAGUGUGAACUCUGUGCAGUGGAUACCAGGACCUGAGUUCCAAGGUGUGAAAUCUGUGCUAAAAUGUGGUUCACAAUCUCGAGUUGUCACAACUGUAGAAUUGAAACCUUCAGUACAAUUAAGAAAUGUGAAGUCAUCUGAGUUGACUCCAAGGCCAAAGCUCCAAAGUAUACAACCUUUGACAUCACUCCAGGAACAUCAGUUGCCAGGGCUCAAACCUAUUGCUUUGAAAUCUGGGCUACAGUUGAGAAGUGUGAAAUCAUGUGGCCCAGUUUCAACAUCAAAGCUCUGUGAUAUAAAAUCUAUGGCAUUCAAACCUGGGCUUCAUUCGCAAGAUGUGAAAUCUUCUGAGUUGACCCCAAGACCACAGCUGCACAAAGUGAAACCCUUGGAGGCAUGCCCAGGAACACAGCUGCAAGAUGUGAAGUCUCCAGCGUUUACGCAAGCGCCACAGUUUUCAGGGGUGAAAUCUGGAGUAUUAAGCCAAGAGCUACCAUUACAAAGUGAUAAAACUGUAGCGCUGAACUCCUUACUACACUUGAAAAGCAUGAAAUCAUCUGAAUUGGCUCAUCAGACAGAACUUCCAGGUAUGAAAUCUGAGGAGUUCAACUCUGGGCCACAAUGGCAAUGUGUCAAAUCUUCUAAGCUGAACCCUAAGACAAAGUCCCAAGACAUGAAGUUUAGAGAGUUAAACCCCAGUUCACAAUUGAAAGAUAUCCCAUAUUCUGAUUUGACCACAAGGACCAAGAUUCAAGGUGUCAAAUCUACAGACUUCAAACCUGGGCCACAGUUGCAAGGAGUGAAAUCUUCUGAGUCGAUACUGAAGACAAAGCUUCAAGAAGUGAAAUUAAUGGAAUGCAACUCAGGCCCACGGUUGCAAGAUUUGAAAUCUUCUAGGUUGAUCAUGGGUAUAAAGCGUCAAGACAUUAAAUCUAUGGAUUUCAGUUCUGGACCACACUUACAGACUGUGAAAUCUUCUGAAGUGAUUCCAGGGGGAAAGCUUCAGGGUGUGAAAUCGGUAGAAUUCAAACCUAGUCCAAAGUUACAAAGUGAGAAAUCUGAUUUGACCCUGGGGAGGAAGUUUCCAGGUGCGAAAUCUGUAGAGCUGGAAUCAGGCCCACAGUUACAAGAUAUAAAAUCUUCUGAUCUGAUCAUGGGUAUAAAGCUUCAAGAUGUAAAAUCUAUGAAGUUCAGUUCUGGACAACACUUUCAAGGUAUAAAAUCUUCUGAGGUAACCUCAGGGACAAGGCUUCAAAGUAUGAAAUCAAUGGAUUUCAAUUCUGGACAACAGACACAAAGUGAAAAAUCUUCUGAGUUGAUUCAGGGAACAAACCAUCAAGAUGUUAAAUCUGUAGAAUUCCACCAUGGUCUAAAGUUACAAGGUGUGACAUCUUCUGAGUUAACACCAGAGACAAAGCUUCAAGGUGGGGAAUCUGUGGAGUUCAACUCGGGCCCACAGUGGCAAGAUACAAAAUAUUCUAACUCAAUAAUGGGGACAGAGCUUCAAGAUGUAAAAUCUAUGGAGUUCAGUUCUGGAUCACACUUGCAAGGUAUGAAAUCUUCUGAAGUGAUCCCAGCGACAAAGCUUCAGAAAGUGAAAUCUGUGCUCAUGCCUAGGCCAAUGCGGCAAGAUGUGAAAUCUUCUGAAUUGACUGUAGGUACAAAGGUACAGGAUAGGACAUCUUUGGAGUUAAGCUCAACUUCACAGUUACAAGAUAGAAAAUUAUCUAUGUUGACACCAGGGAUACACCUUCAAGGUGUGAAAUCUGUAGAAUAUAAUCCUGGGGCAAAGUUGGAAGAUAUGAAAUCUGGGUUGAUAAGGCUUCAGACGGUGAACUCUACAGAAGGCAACCAUGACCCAGAAUUGCAGGUUGCAAAACUCUCUAAGUUGGCCUUGGAAUCAAAGAUUCAUAGUGUGGCACCUUCUGAGUUCAAUGCUGAAAAGCUGCAGCAAGAUGAGAAAUCUCAUAAAUUGAAUCCAUGGCCAGACCUUCAAAGUGUAAAAUUUAUGGUGUUCAAUCCUGAGCCACAUCUGCAACAUAGAAAAUCUUCAGAAUUAUGCACAGGGACAAAGCUUCAAGAUGUAAAAUCUAUGAAAUUCAAUCUUCAGCAACAGUUGCAAGGUGUGAAAUCUUCUGAGUUGUGCCUAGGAACAAGGCUUCAAGGUGCACAAUCUUUAGAUUUCAACCCUGGACCACAGUUGCAAGGAACAAAAUCUGCCAAGUUGAAUCCUGGGCCUGAGCUUCAAGGUAUAAAAUCUAAGGUGUUCUGCCUUGGACCACAUUUGCAAGAUGUGAAUUCUUCUGUAUCCAUUCCAGAGCCACCACAUCAGUAUGUAAAUUCUACUGGAAGCAACCGUGGGCUACCUUUGCAAGGUGUAAAUUCUGCAUCCAUUCCAGCACCUAAACUUCAGUGUAUAAGUUCUAAUGGGUGCAUCCUUGGGCCACAUUUGCAAGGUGUGAAUUCUGCAUUCAUUCCACAGCCAAAAGCUCACUGUGUAAAUUCUAUUGGGUGCAACCCAGGGCCGUAUUUACAAGGUAUGAAAUCGCCUGAAUUAACUCCAGUUUCAAAACUUCAAGGUAUGAAGUGUUCUGAAUUGAACCCAGGGACAGAAAUUCAAAGUGAGACACCUAUGAUGUUCAACCCUAUACCACAUUUGCAAGGUUUAAAAUCUGAAUUGACUCCAGGGUCAAAGCUUCCACGUGCAGCACCUAUGGAAUGCAACCCUGGGCCACAGGUGCAGUAUGUGAAUUCUUCUGAGUUGAAUCCAGGGCUAAAAUUGCAAUGUAUAGAUUCUAUGGAGUGCAAACUUGCGCCACACUUGCAAGGUGUAGAAUCAGGGACAAAAUUUCAAGUUAUGAAAUUUUCUGAGUUGUAUCCAGGGCCAGAGCUUCAAGGUAUAAAAUCUGUUGUGUUCAACUCUGUGCAACAUUUACAAGAUGUAAAAUGUGAACUGACUCCAGGGACAAAAUUUCAAGAUAUAACACCAAAGGAGUUCAACUCUGGCCCGCAGCUGCAAGGUAUGAAUUCUGAGGAGUUCCAUUCACACUUCAGGCAGCAUAAUGUGAGAUCUGUGGUAUUUGUACCAGAGCCAUGUUCUCAAGAUGUGAAAUCUGUGAAGUCAACUCUAUGGCCACAACCUCAAAGUGUAAAUUCUUCAGGGUUGACAUCAUGCUUUGGGUCACAAUGCAUUAAAUCUGUGGCCUUUGCAUCGAAGCCAUGCUUUCAAGAUGUAAAACCUAUGGAGCUGACACCAGGGGCCCAACAGCAAGGUAUAAAUUAUCAAGAGUUGACUUCAGGAUGGCAAGAUGUGAAAUCAAUGAUGUUGGCACCAGAGCCAACUAGGAAGUUCCCAUCAGGACCACUGUUGACUAGUGUCAGAUUUUCAAAUUUGUCUCCAGAAUCACAGCAACAGGAUGUGAAAUCUUUGGAGUUUACUGUAGAGCCAAAGUUGCAAAGCGUAAAACAUGUGAAAUUAUCUUCAGUGUCUCUGCAGCAAACUAUAAAAUCUGUGGAAUUAGCACCAGGGUCACUGCUUCAAAGAGUGAAAUAUGGGGAGCAAACUCCAAGAACAAAUUAUCAAAUCAUGGAAUCCUCUGAACUAAUCCCUAGACCAGGGCAUCAGUUUGCAAAAUAUGCAGAGAUGAUCCCACAGCCAAAGUAUCAAAUCCCUAAAUCUGCAAAUUUGAUUUCAAUACCAAUUUAUCACGCCACAGAAUCUUCAGAAAUGGCACAAGGAUUGGCAUAUAAAGGCAUAGAUACUGUAGAGAAAUCUGUGGGGUUGACCCCAAAGCUAACAGGUAGAGCUAAGGAAUCCUUAGGGAUGCUGCUGCAGCCAGAUCUUCAGGUACCAAAAUUUGUUGAUCUGACUCCAAUGGUAAGGGAUCAAGGCUCAAAAUUCUUAGGAUUAACUCCAGAGAAAAGCUACCAAAUCCUAGAAACUAUGGAAUUGCUCUCUCAGCCACGGCCCCAAGUUAAGGAUGUGGGGGAGUUAUAUAUGAAGCCACUGCAGCAAACUGUGGAAUAUGAAGGGAUUACUCCGGAACUCAAGCAUUACUUUACAGAAGCUAUGGGGUUGACCGCUGAGGCAAGGAUACAAGCAAAUGAAUUCUUUGGAAUGACCCCAAAGCCAACAAGUCAAGCCACUGGAUUUGCAGAGAGAUCCCCAAGGCUCUGUCCUCAAAACUUAGAAUGUGUGGAGGUGAUCUCUGAGAAAAGACUGCAAGGGGAAGAAUCUGUGGUAUUGAUUCCAAAGUCAUUACAUCACAUCCCAGAUUCUGCUUCAAGGAUGACACCUGGGUUAGGACAUCGAGUUCCUGAAUCUGUGGAGUUGACUUCUAAGUCAGGAGUGCAGGUAGAGAAAACUUUGCAAUUAACCCCCAAACCACAGCAUCAUGUGGGAUCUCCAGGGAUAAUAUCAGGGUUAGGACAUCAAGUCCCAGAAUCUGUAAAUCUGACCUGUAAGCAAUGGCUACAAAGGGAGGAAUCUUCAGAGGUGCCCCUGAAGCAAACAAGUCAAGUUAUAGGACAUGAAGAAUCUGUAGAGCUCACCUCUGAGGCACGGCAGCACAGGGAGGUAUCAAUGGGGCUAACAAAGUCAAAGAAUCAAAGUAUGAAAUCUCCAGGGACAACCCCAGGACCACUGGGUCGAAUUGUAGAAUUUAUGAGGAUUAGUCCAGAGCCACUAGAUCAAGUCACAGAAUCUGCAAGGACACAGCUUCAAGUUGCUCAAUCUGAAGAGGUAAUCCUCGUAGAUGUCCCAAAAGUUGUUCAAUCUGUGAAAGUGACCCCUGGACCACCAUUUCAAAUUGUAAAGUCUGUGACAAUACCAAGGCCAACCCCUCAAAUGGUAGAAUAUAUUGAGUUGACUCCAAAACUGCAACAUGUGAGACCUUCAGAGCACCACGCAGGGCCAUGUUUGCAAGAUGUGAAAUCUACAAAAUUAAUCACAAAGCCAAAACACCAGAUUUUGGAAACAGUGGAGUUGACAGGGUUUCAAAUUGUAAAAACUAUGUUAAUCCCAGGGCCAUCCCUUCAAAUCGUAAAAUCUGAGGAGUUAGCACCAGGACCAAUUCCUCAGGUUGUAGAACCAAUAGGAGUAGCCCUAGAAUCAGGAAUUGAAGCAAUAAAUUGUGUGGAUUUACUUCCAAGGCCACAUCUUCAAGAACUGAUAGUACCUGCAGAAUUAACCCCAAGGCCAUGUAUUCAAGUGAAAUCUGAAGAAUUAACCUCACCGCAAACAUCUCCAUUUGAGGAACAUACAAUAUUGACUCAUAAACAAGGGCUUCAGGCUGUGAAAUCUACAGUGAUAAAAACAGAGCCUCCUAAAGUUAUGGAAACUGAGGAUUUGAAUCUAGGACACGUGUGUCAGAAUAGGGACUGUCAGAAGUUAACAUCAGAAGAGUUACAAGUAGGGACUGACUUCUCUAGGUUCCUACAAAGCUCUUCAACCACACUCAUUUCAAGCUCUGUCAGAACAGCAUCUGAAUUAGGAGGACUUUGGGAUUCUGGGAUACAGGAAGUAUCCAGAGCUUUGGAUAUAAAAAACCCUGGGACAGAUAUUUUGCAGCCUGAAGAGACCUAUAUAGACCCUACUAUGAUACAAUCUUUAACUUUUCCUUUGGCCCUUCAUAAUCAAAGCUCCGAUAAGACAGCUAACAUUGUGGAAAACCCAUGUCCUGAGAUUCUAGGAGUGGAUGUAAUAUCUAAAGAGACAACUAAGAGGAAGCAAAUGGAGGAGCUAGAGAACUCACUUCAGAGACAUCUACCACAAAGCUGGAGAUCACGAUCUAGGACAUUCCAGGCAGCAUCAGGGGUUCAAAAAGGUCUCAUCAAGUCUUUCUCGGGCAAACAACACAAUGUCUGGGAGAGUCAUGCCUGGAAGCAGCGACUACCAAGAAAAUAUCUCUCCACUAUGCUAAUGCUGGGGAAUAUUUUAGGGACCACUAUGGAAAGGAAGCUUUGUUCUCAAACAUCUUUAGCAGAAAGAGCCACUGCAGAUACCUGUCAAUCUAUUCAGAAUUUAUUUGGGAUUCCAGCUGAACUGAUGGAACCUUCCCAGAGCCUGCCAGAGAAGGGUCCAGUUACUAUUUCUCAGCCUUCUGUGGUCAAAAACUAUAUUCAGAGACAUACUUUUUAUCAUGGUCGUAAGAAAAGAAUGGCCUUAAGGAUAUGGACACGUGGCUCCACAUCUUCCAUAAUACAGCAAUACUCUGGGACUAGAGUGAGAAUAAAGAAGACAAACUCAAGGUUCAGUGGUAUAUCCCAAGACGUCAUUCAACAUAUGCCUGUCUCAUGUGCAGGGGGCCAGCUUCCUGUCCUGGUAAAGUCAGAGUCUUCCCUCAGCAUAUUUUACGAUAGAGAAGAUCUUGUUCCAAUGGAAGAAAGUGAGGACUCACAGAGUGAUUCCCAGACAAGGAUUUCUGAGUCCCAACACUCCCUCAAGCCAAAUUAUCUUUCCCAGGCUAAGACUGACUUCUCAGAACAGUUCCAGUUGCUACAAGAUCUGCAGCUAAAAAUAGCAGCAAAACUCUUAAGGAGUCAAAUACCCCCCGAUGUGCCUCCACCUCUAGCUUCAGGUCUAGUCCUAAAAUACCCUAUCUGCCUACAGUGUGGCCGAUGUUCAGGACUUAAUUGCCAUCAUAAAUUACAGACCACUUCGGGGCCUUAUCUUCUUAUCUAUCCACAGCUCCACCUUGUACGCACUCCUGAAGGCCAUGGUGAGAUUCGGUUGCAUCUUGGCUUUAGGCUGAGAAUUGGGAAAAGACCCCAAGUCUCAAAGUAUCGUGAAAGAGAUAGAACCGUCAUACGGAGAAGCCCUAUAUCACCAUCACAAAGGAAAGCUAAAAUCUAUACUCAAGCUUCCAAGAGUCCUACUUCCACAGUAGAUUUGCAGUCUGGGCCUUCCCAGUCCCCUGCUCCUGUACAAGUCUACAUCAGGCGAGGACAACGCAGCAGCCCUGACCUAGUAGAAAAGACAAAAACUAGAGCACCUGGGCACUAUGAAUUCACUCAAGUUCACAACCUACCAGAGAGUGACUCUGAAAGCACUCAGAAUGAAAAACGGGCUAAAGUGAGAACCAAAAAGACCUCUGAUUCAAAAUAUCCAAUGAAGAGAAUCACCAAGGGACUUAGAAAACACAGAAAGUUCUACACAAACAGUAGAACCACAAUAGAGAGUCCCUCUAGGGAAUUAGCAGCCCAUUUAAGAAGGAAGAGGAUUGGAGCAACUCAGACAAGUACUGCCUCUUUAAAAAGACAACCUAAGAAACCUUCCCAACCCAAGUUCAUGCAACUGCUUUUUCAGAGCCUAAAGCGGGCAUUCCAAACAGCACACAGAGUUAUAGCUUCUGUUGGGCGGAAGCCUGUGGACGGGACAAGGCCAGACAAUUUGUGGGCAAGCAAAAACUAUUAUCCAAAACAAAAUGCCAGGGACUAUUGCUUACCAAGCAGUAUCAAAAGAGAGAAGAGGUCAGCUGACAAGCUAACACCAGCAGGCUCAACCAUUAAGCAGGAGGACAUAUUGUGGGGAGGAACGGUCCAGUGCAGAUCAGCUCAACAGCCAAGAAGAGCUUACUCUUUCCAACCCAGACCUCUUCGACUGCCCAAGCCCACAGAUUCCCAAAGUGGUAUUGCUUUCCAAACUGCCUCAGUGGGGCAGCCUCUGAGAACUGUUCAAAAGGACAGUAGUAGCAGAUCAAAGAAAAACUUCUAUAGAAAUGAAACCUCCAGCCAGGAGUCUAAGAACUUGUCCACACCAGGAACCAGAGUUCAGGCCCGAGGAAGAAUCCUACCUGGUUCCUCUGUGAAGAGAACCUGGCACCGACAUCUUAAAGACAAACUCACACACAAGGAGCAUAACCACCCCAGCUUCUAUAGGGAGAGAACCCGUCAUAACCCCUCUUGGAGAAACCAUCGCAGUCCCUCUGAGAGAAGCCAACGCAGUUCCUUGGAGAGAAGACAUCACAGUCCCUCUCAGAGGAGCCACCGCGGUCCCUCUAGGAAAAACCAUUCCAGUCCUUCUGAGAGAAGCUGGCACAGUCCGUCUCAGAGAAAUCACUGCAGUCCCCCCGAGAGGAGCUGUCACAGUCUCUCUGAAAGGGGCCUUCACAGUCCCUCUCAGAGGAGCCAUCGCGGUCCCUCUCAGAGAAGACAUCACAGUCCCUCAGAGAGAAGCCAUCGCAGUCCCUCAGAGAGAAGCCAUCGCAGUCCCUCUCAGAGGAGCCAUCGCGGUCCCUCAGAGGGAAGCCAUCGCAGUCCCUCUAAGAGAAGCCAUCGCGGUCCCGCUCGGAGGAGCCAUCGCAGUCCCUCAGAGAGAAGCCAUCAAAGUCCCUCUGAGAGAAGACAUCACAGUCCCUCUGAGAGAAGCCAUCACAGUCCCUCUGAGAGAAGCCAUCACAGUCCCUCUGAGAGAAGCCAUCACAGUCCCUCUGAGAGAAGCCAUCACAGUCCCUCUGAGAGAAGACAUCACAGUUCCUUGGAGAGGAGCCGUCACAGUCUCUUGGAGAGCAGCCAUCGCAGUCCCUCUGAGAGGAGAUCUCACAGGUCCUUUGAGAGGAGCCAUCGUAGGAUUUCUGAGAGAAGUCACAGUCCCUCAGAGAAGAGCCACCUCAGUCCCUUGGAAAGAAGCCGUUGCAGUCCCUCUGAGAGGAGAGGACACAGUUCCUCUGGGAAAACCUGUCACAGUCCCUCUGAGAGAAGCCAUCGCAGUCCCUCCGGGAUGAGGCAAGGGAGGACCUCUGAGAGGAGCCAUCGCAGUUCCUGUGAGAGAACCCGUCACAGUCCCUCUGAGAUGAGGCCAGGGAGGCCCUCUGGGAGGAACCGUUGCAGUCCCUCUGAGAGGAGCCAACGCAGUCCCCUUAAGGAGGGACUCAAGUACAGUUUCCCUGGAGAGAGGCCCAGCCAUAGUUUGUCUAGAGAUUUCAAGAAUCAAACAACUCUCCUCGGGACCACACAUAAAAAUCCCAAAGCAGGGCAAGUGUGGAGGCCUGAAGCUACUCGAUGAGGCGAGGUCCGCCCCUAUUAUUCAUUGUCCUAAGUCUUCAUCGUGCUGCCCUUUCCAGGCUUCUUUCCUGCUCAGCCACUGCCUCCAAUUCCUGCGCCCCCAGCGUGGAAAGGCUUCCAUUUCUCUCUGCCGGGGGGGAGGCGGGUGAGAAUGGGUCUGUAAUUUCUCUAAGAUGAAUAAAGGGGCAGUAAAUGAU